AUGCUCUAUACAGUCAUCCAAUUAAUCAUUAAGAAAUGUAAGAAGAAGCCAAUCUAAAAUAAUUAAACUUCUGAAGUUAAUAAUUUUCUAAAUGAUGUAAAAUAAGAUAAAUAUUUACUCUCCUAAUCACUCAAAUUUGACAGCUAAAAUACUAGUUCAAAUUUAGAUAUUAAUUAAGUUGGUUUAGUAAACACAUAAACAGAUCAACCUUUUGCUUAAAAGCAAUUAAGUUAAUAAGAUAAGGUUGGAAAUGUCAAAAACAGAAAGAAAAUUAAAAAAAUUAAAGCAAAAAAAAUAGAAACAGCAGAUUAAGUAUUUGAUAUAGAAGAAAUUGAUUAAAACAUAAAGAAGGAUAAAAAACAUUAAUAUUUUUAACAUAAUAAUUACAAUCAUAAGUAGAAUACGGAAAUUUCUAAAAUCAAAAGUAAAUAAAAUGUGAUUAAUGAUGUGAAUUUCGGAUCUUAUGAUUAUGAUAACUUUAAUAAGAAUGACACCUCUAAGCAUUUCAUUAAUAGUAAUGUAAAAUAUAAUUUGAGCAACUUAGAGGUUUCAGGUAAAUUUACUAAUCAAUACCCAUCAAAAUUUCUUUUUGAAAGUCAAAGUGAUGUAUAAAGCUAUAAUGCUCAAUUACUAGCUAGUUAAUAACAACUUGCUAAUUAAAAGUCAAUUAUAAAUAAUAAUAAGAAAAACCAUAAAAAUGCCAAAAAAUCAUUUGACAUAGAACCUUUUGAAUUACAGUUGUAAAAUGAGUAGAUCAAUGUGAUAAAACCAGAUGCAUAUCUGGAUGAGGGAGAAAUUAAAUAAAAUCGCAUAAGACAUAAAUUUAAGCAGAAGGACUAUAGCCUUGAACCUAAAAACUUAAUUAAUCUUAAGAAAAAAUUAAACCUGUAAUAAGAAGUAUGA
Messenger RNA from Stylonychia lemnae, 903 nucleotides. The record is from the annotation of a GenBank genome assembly. Lineage: Eukaryota; Ciliophora; Spirotrichea; Sporadotrichida; Oxytrichidae.